GAAAUUGGCAGUUUCGUUUGACAUGCUCACCUAUCUUGACUGAUCGAGCAGUUUACCCACAAGCGCUUCUGUUUGAGAUUGGUUCAUUCACUGAACAUUUCCGCUUGUCACCAGGGAUAUUGUAUUUCAAAGAUCUUAUCUAAUUCAAAAUUUAUAACCCGUUACACCAAUUCAAAUCUCCAUUUCACCGCCAAAAUGCAUCGGGGUAACUUCGCGUGGCUGUUUCUGGUCGUUCUUGUCUCUGCUGGUCUCCAACUUACGACUUGUGGUCCAGUGAACACAGAUAAACAACAAGAGAACGAAUUAAGAAAGAGCAACUUGCCGUUUGUCCGGCAGUAUGAAGAGGCACCUAGAGGAGAUCCUGGCUCAUUCCUAGAUGAUACUGAAGUCCCAGACCGAAUGUACAAAAGAAUUUUCUACACAGGACCCAAAGGCAGAUCAUCCCAAGGUGAUACUGAAAUCCCAGACCGAUUGUACAAAAGAAUUUUCUACACAGGACCCAAAGGUCUCGUAGACAACCAAAAUCCAGAAAAUCAAGGAAGCGAUUCAUCAAAGACAAGACCGAUGGACGAAAAGAAGCCUCUUCCAGGACGAUUUCGAGAAUUCCAAACCAGUGAUGCCGAACAAAAGCUGAAGACGCUGAUGGCUUUAAGAGAUCGUGCGAAGGCCAUCCAUGAAGAUCUUGCCCACUCAGUGUUAGAACAAGAGGCAUUGAUGGAAAAUCGUCGGGGAACAGCUGCGUAAAGCUCCUAAAUGAGAUGAGCUCCUGAAAGCCGGAUUGUAGAGACAAAAGAUUAGUAGUUAGCCUUUAGAGAAGAUAGAAAAGAACAUAGGGACCUGAUAACAAAGUCACCUAGCCAAGAAUAACUUGACAAGUUCAAACUGUUUUUGUUUCAUGUUUUGCAAUGCACUGCAGUUUAUCUAUUUUUAGAAAUUUCCUCGGGUUUUAGUUUUCUUUCUUUUUACCCGAAUACCUAAAACGAAAGUUAACCUUUGAAGCCAAGGUUUUUUUUUUAAUAUGUUCUGGUAUAAAACUGAUUCGGUUCGCUUCCGUAAAAGCCUUGUCGACGUAGUAUCUUCUUUAAGGCUGUUUAUAUAUUUUUUUUUUUUACCAGACUGGAACAGAAAUACCGUUUAGUGUGUAGUUUAUGCACGGGGCGCCUACUAUAGUCACGGUUUACGUUUCCAAAAUAGAUCUACCAAGUUUAUUUAGGUAUUAAAAAAGUAUAAUCCACAAUGAUAUUUUUCUUUGGUGGUAGAGUAUGUAUUUAAUCUUAAGACUGAAUGAUAUUAUUCUGUUGCGUCAGUGCUAAUGUAAUUAUUAUCAUGUAAAUCAAUUUGAGUCAGUAAAGAAACGAGUAACCACGAAA
Messenger RNA from Stylophora pistillata, 1370 nucleotides. RefSeq lists its product as uncharacterized. The record is from RefSeq and is a predicted model, not a curated record. NCBI's taxonomy places the organism in Eukaryota, Metazoa, Cnidaria, Anthozoa, Scleractinia, Pocilloporidae.